This is a messenger RNA of Didymodactylos carnosus, 234 nucleotides long. NCBI's taxonomy places the organism in Eukaryota, Metazoa, Rotifera, Eurotatoria, Philodinida, Philodinidae. The record is from the annotation of a GenBank genome assembly.
AUGUUAAAGUUGAAGAUUAUAAAAAUAGUUUUGUCAUUAUCGAUGAGAGAAAAAUCAAUGAUAUCAUAUUCGUAUGUUAGUACAAUUAUUAAUGCGUUAAAACAUGAAUCAGCUGGAAAGAAAGUUGGAAUAGACUGUAAAUUUCGUGCCUGGUGUCGUCAAUAUUUUAAAAUUGAUAGUAGUUCUGGGGUCGAAAUGUUAUGUUCAGCUAAAGAUGAAAAUAUUGAAAAAUAG